AAUGCGGUGCUGGUGAGCAAGCGGCAGGAGGGAAACCCGGUGCUGAAGCACAUACGCAACGUGCGAUGGCAAUUUACAGACAUCGUGCCAGACUACCAGAUGGGCCCCAACACCUGCGCGCUCUUCCUCAGCCUGCGGUACCAUCUUUUAAAGCCGACAUACAUAUACGGGCGCAUAAAGGAGCUGCAGAGGGCGUUUCGCACGCGCGUGCUGCUCUGCCACGUGGACGUGGACGAUGUUGUGGAGCCUCUGGCGCAGGUCACUAAAGCUGCUCUGCUCAAUGACUGUACCCUCAUCUGCGCAUGGAGCCACGAGGAGUGUGCGCGCUACUUGGAGACCUACAAGGCGUAUGAGAGCAAGCCGGCAGACGCGAUCCAGGGCCGCACAGAGGAGGACUACCUGUCAAAGCUGACUGCUGCUCUGACAACCGUGCGCGGAGUCAAUAAAACCGAUGUCCUCACGCUUGGAGGGGCUUUCAAAACGGCGGCCGGUGUCAUGCGCGCCAAUAUGCAGCAGCUGUCUGCGCUGCCCGGCAUUGGGCCGACUAAGGCAUGCCCUUGCAAGAUGCACCUUUCCUGCUCCAGGACAGAGCUUGUUGCAAUCCAUAUGCAAAGCCUUGACACGCUUACUCGCCGGCAUAGUGAAGUGUGCAGUGUAUGA
Coccomyxa subellipsoidea C-169 is the source of this 660-nucleotide messenger RNA. RefSeq names its product DNA repair protein rad10. Gene Ontology annotation, cellular component: ERCC4-ERCC1 complex; nucleus; nucleotide-excision repair factor 1 complex. The record is from RefSeq and is a predicted model, not a curated record. The annotation marks the transcript as partial. Gene Ontology annotation, molecular function: single-stranded DNA binding; damaged DNA binding. The transcript is spliced from 3 exons. Gene Ontology annotation, biological process: nucleotide-excision repair; mitotic recombination; meiotic mismatch repair. Lineage: Eukaryota; Viridiplantae; Chlorophyta; Trebouxiophyceae; Coccomyxaceae.